Molecule: messenger RNA, 864 nt
Organism: Closterium sp. Naga37s-1
Lineage: Eukaryota; Viridiplantae; Streptophyta; Zygnematophyceae; Desmidiales; Closteriaceae
Source: the annotation of a GenBank genome assembly
AUGUCGCCCGCGCUCACACACAGCCGUCGCCCACGAUCACUCCCCUUCCGUCGAUGUCGUUCACCCCCCUCCGUCGCCCACGCUCACUCCCCUCGGUCGCCCACGCUCACUCCCCGCACGUCGCCCUCGCUCACUUCCCUCCCGUCCCCCACGCUCACUCCCCUCCCGUCCCCCACGCUCACUCCCCUCCCGUCCCCCGCGCUCACUCCCCUCUCAUCCCCCACGCUCACUCCCCUCCCGUCGGCGUCUCCCUCUUCCAUCUCACUCUACCCUCCUCUCCCCCCAUGCUUCCCCUCCUUUACCCCCAUGCUUCCCCUCCUUUCCCCGCAUGUUUAUACUCCGUUCGUCAAAUGCGACCUCCCGUUCCCCCCCAUGCUCCACGCCUCUUACCCCCCUGCUUCCCCUCGGUUCCCCCCAUGCUCCCCCACCGUGCCCCCCACGCUUCCCCUCCUUUCCCCCCCUGCUCCCCCUCCUUCCCCCCCCUGCUUCCCCUCCUUCCCCCCCCUGCUUCCCCUCCUUUCCCCCCCUGUUUCCCCUCCUUUCCCUCCCUGCUCCCCUCCUACCCCCCCCCCUGCUUCCCCAAACGGCGGGUGGGAAUGCCUACAAGCAGCUAUUUGCGCGACGGAGGGGGCGUGCCUCGCCACUGAGCGGCGGCGAGGACCCCCCUUUUCCCUAUUUGGAGUACACCCUUCUUCUCACUUUCCCCUCUCUUGCCGUUCACCCUUCUUCACCCUUUCCCCUCUCUUCCGUACACCCUUCUUCCCCCACCUUGCAUUCUCUGCCUUACUCCCUUCUUCCACACCCUUCAUCCCCCAAUCCCCUCUCUGCCUUACGCCCUGCUUUUCCCUUCCCCCUCUCUCCUGA